Messenger RNA from Fusarium pseudograminearum CS3096, 318 nucleotides. It is a transcript of the gene NLS2, whose product is annotated as NLS2. The record is from RefSeq and is a predicted model, not a curated record. NCBI's taxonomy places the organism in Eukaryota, Fungi, Ascomycota, Sordariomycetes, Hypocreales, Nectriaceae. The transcript is spliced from 3 exons. Bases 1 to 318 code for a protein of 105 amino acids.
AUGAAGACCACCGGACUCUUGACCAUCCUUUUCACCUCCAUGGCUGCAACUGCCAUCGCCAGCCCCAACGCCCUGCCUAUGGGUGUCGAGGUUGUUGAACGCGACGGCAAGACCAUUGUUCGAGAAGUGCCACAUGCACUCUUGAGUCGCGGCCUUGAGCCCCGAUGCCGAGAAUGUGUUGGCCAAGGUGGUUCGUGCACCAUUGGCGACGGCAGCUGUUAUGCUGAGGACCCCCCACUUUACUGCACAUGGUGCGGUGACAAGUGCGGAUCUCGUUGUGUUCGCCAGGGACAGACUUGCCAGCAGACGUGUGUUUAA